AUGACGACGCCGCAGCUGCGCCCCAUCACGCGCCCGUCCAUCCAGCUGACGGAGCCGCCGCUGGGGUCGUCGCUGUCGCUGUCGAUGCCGGGCCGGUCGCGGCGCGAGUCCGUGCCCAGCGCCAUCUUCGCGCAGGCGGGCAUGAUGCCCCAGCCGCCCUUCACGUCGCGCGUCUCCUCCAACAACCCGUUCAUGCCGCGCGUGUCCAUGGGCACCAUGUACACGCCGCAGCACAUGCGGCUGGCCGGGCAGGCGCUGCCCGCGCCGCCGCCGGCCGUUCGCCCCGGCUCGCGCGCCUCGCUGCGCCGCCGCUCGCUCGGCCCCCCGCAGGGGUCAGCUGUAGCGGAGACCACAACGGCGCAAGCGAAAGCGGCGGCGGCGACAGAGGAAGCGGACACGGCAGGGGCGGCGCGGGCGGCGGAGACAGCGGGAGCGGCUCCAGCCUCCAAGUCACGCCGCGCCUCCAUCGUGUCGCAAGGGACAAGUCUCCGCUCCUCCUUAGCCCCGCCCCCGCCCGCGUCCGCGCUGCAGCGCCGCUCCAGCCUCGGCUUCGCCGUCAAGCCCAACGCCUCGCCCGGCCGCCUCCCCGGCAUCGAUGACUCCGGCAGCGCCGUGGCCACCCCGCGCGUGGUCUUCGACCCGCACGCCCACCGCACCAGCCGCGCCUUCGUCUCGAACUGCGCGGCGUGGGCGCACUUGCUGAACGGGCUGCUGGCCUUGUGGUUGGUGUUGCACGCGUGCCUCUUCGCUGCCCUGGGGCUGGUGGGCGCCAUUUUCCUGAUCAUCUUCCUCGCUGCCUUGGCCUCAUACGCGCUGCACAUGAUGCUGCGCAACGAGCUGGCCAUGUGCUGCGAGCAGCAGGUGCCGUGGCUGGGGCUGCCACGCGCCUUGGAGUACGCCUGCAAGAACGGGCCGCGCCCGCUGCGCGCCACGGCCGUCUGCCUC
Molecule: messenger RNA, 945 nt
Organism: Gryllus bimaculatus (two-spotted cricket)
Lineage: Eukaryota; Metazoa; Arthropoda; Insecta; Orthoptera; Gryllidae
Source: the annotation of a GenBank genome assembly